Molecule: messenger RNA, 3660 nt
Organism: Lampris incognitus (smalleye Pacific opah)
Lineage: Eukaryota; Metazoa; Chordata; Actinopteri; Lampriformes; Lampridae
Gene: os9
Product: OS9 endoplasmic reticulum lectin
Exons: 15
Coding region: 13-2010 (665 amino acids)
Biological process (GO): endoplasmic reticulum unfolded protein response; retrograde protein transport, ER to cytosol
Cellular component (GO): endoplasmic reticulum lumen
Source: RefSeq, a predicted model, not a curated record
UGUGAGAGAAUCAUGGCUGCUCCAAUAGUGAGGUGGCUAAAGAGAUUAUACGUUUACCUAUUGAUUCCCCCCCUUUUUGUCACAGCCUUUUUGAAUUUGGAGGAGUUAAAUGAAAUGAAAUAUGGGAUUCAAAUUCUUUCAGAUCCCGUCAUCUUGGGCCAGGCCAAGGCUGAGGAGGUAAUGAUGGUGUCCAGCAAGUACAAGCAGCUAUAUGAAUGUCGUCUGCCAGCCCAGGCUGUGAGGUUUCAUCAGGACCCUACUGCUGAACCUGAAUCGCAGGCCUACACAGGGCCUGGCAUCCCAGAGCUUCUCAAACCCAUGCACACUGCACCCUGCUUGAUGAAGACGAAGGACUGGUGGACAUACGAGUUCUGUCAUGGACAAUAUAUCAGACAGUACCACCUUGAAGACACAGAAAUCAAAGGCGACGUUCUCUUCCUUGGCUAUUUUGAAUCUGAAUUUGACUGGAGCAAUGAAACGGCAAAGGCCUCCAAGCAGCACCGGCUGAAGCGCUACCACAGUCAGGCCUACAUAAACGGUUCCAAAUGUGAUCUCAACGGAAGUCCCAGGGAGACCGAAGUCAGGUUUGUGUGUGAGGAAGGCACGGGUGACUACAUCGCACGAGUGGACGAGCCUCAGUCAUGCCGGUAUGUGCUGACAGUCCACACCAGCCUUACCUGCCAGCACCCCUUCCUGCUGCCACCGUCCACUGCCAAACCCCAGGGUAUCGUGUGCCAGCCGGCUCUGAGUGCUCAGCAGUACAUGGACUACGUCAAGGCUCAAGUCUCGGACACUAAGCGUAAAGUCGAGCAGAUCUCAGAGGAGCUGAGGAGUCUCGAUGAGAUGUUGGCAGGUAAUGAAGGAGCAGGUGCCACAGUGGAGGCAACAACUGAUGAGGAGUCACCCACACCCACUGGCGACCCCGACCUCACAGGGUCAGAUAGCAAAGACCAUGCUGGUAUAAGUAAGGACGCUGAAGAAGAAGAACCAAAGGACUCUGACUUUUGGGAUGGAGUCACCAAGCCAGAAGGUUCAGAAGAUGCUGCCUCCCAGCAGGAGAGCCAGGCAGCCAACAGUGAAGAUAUGUUAAUGAACAAUGAAGUCAUCGAUGAAGGUGAUGAAGUUGAGAAGUUCAACUUCAGAAUCAUCACGGAACCAGCAGACCUGAUGAAAUUUGUCCAGCACCUCAAAGAGAGCAACAGAAAGAAAACUAAAACCCGAGCCAACAGUCAGGAGGCAGGAGCUGAGAAGAAGCACGAUGAUGAGAUGGACGAAGACGUGCACCUGCUGCAGGAGUUCGAGGAUGAGAUGGCUGACCUCUCCGUGCCCUCGGACAAGAUCGAGGAGAUAAAAGAGGAAAUGCAGAAGGAGUUUGACAACAUCAUAAACGAGGCACAACAGGAGCUGGAGACAGAAGGACUUAAGGGGGAGUUUGACCGCACUCAGGCGACGCAGACACUUGAGACCACCCUUGACAAGCUACUCGACCAUCUUGAGGAUAAAGAAAUCCAGCAGACGGAGCCGCAAACAGAAAGCAGUCAGCGAGCCAGUGAUCCUACAAGGGGAAGUCCCAGCCUGGCCCCCAAACAGCCAGACCAAGCGGCUGACGACCAAGUUAAGAUCAAAAUUACUAAGUAUAAGACGGGCAGCAGCCCCGAUGGGGAGGUCAAAGUUCAGGAGAUGGGAGAAGGCGACCCCCAGUGGCAGCACAUAAAGGACGUGGUUAAAGAGCAGCUAGAAAAAGCAGGACUGAAGGCCGAAGGUAAAAUUGAAGUGAAGAUCUUAACUCGAAAAAAUGCGGAGGAGGCAGGGGAACAGUGGCUGACUGAAGAAGAUACGAAGUCUUUCAGGGAGCUGCUCAUCAAUCUGCUGACUGGAGGCACAGAGGAGGUGUUCAAGGAGCAAAAGCGACAACAGGAACUGGAAAAUAACUAUAAAUUCGUCUGGGGACAGUCGCAGGAGGAGUCCCAGUCCUCCAGCGCCUCUGACUCGGAUGACGUGGACAUCUGAGCACUUAACGUCCAUCACUCCUUGCGACAGUGAACCACCAGACUCCUAUGGAGACUUGCCUGCCGGGGAGCAGCCUCCUGCCGCUCCCCGGCCCGUCAACACCACCCGCUUCCACAUUCACAAGAUGUGUCCUGUCCUCGGUAGGCCUACGUUGUAUGUUGCCAGAUGAACCCCCCAUGCUUCAGUCAGAGAAGUUCAGUUGAGUAAAGUCGCGCCCCCCCCCCUCCAUAAUGGGAGCCAAGGUUUGUGUAGCAAGACAGCCGCUUGGUGUACAAUACGUGUGUGCAUAAUGUACCUGUUCAGAAGUCCUUUAGUAAGUGUGACAGAAUCUGCACGAGCCAGGGAUUUGCGAGCAGCACGCUGUGUAUUUAGUCACAUGACCCGCGUUCGUCCUUUCUGGCGCCGUUCCCGGAAGUGGCUCACCUCCGUACCCGUCGCCCAACACGUGGAAAGGGCUCCGUGGCUUAACAGCUGUGUGAGUGUUUGCACAAGGUGUUGUGUUUGCUGCCCCCCCCCCGUCCGGGACGCGUAGCGGAGGUCGGGAGAAACGGGGCGAGCUGCCGAAAGGAGGGUUUCACACUUCAGCUUUCUCGUUUUGUCGCGUUGCGUUUGGCGAUGAAGAUAAUCGGUGAACACAAGUGUAGACCGUAGUCAUUUUACACCUGAUACUAAAGCACUUUAAAGUUUUGGGAAGACGUCUUUUUAAACAUUCUUCUUUUAGAAUAUUACACCAUUUGGGUUUAAUGCCAUGUGCCCUGAAACGGGGGGGGGGGUGACUUCUGAGCAGUACUGUUCCGCAUCCGACGAGUCGGCUGCUUCCGCCAUGCUGGAGUCACGUGGGUGCACGAGACGCAGCGAACGCCCGUCAAUCAACCGGUCUGCCGAACGGUGAAUCCGCAACGAUUUUGUUUUUCCUCCCCAGGGAUUCUUCGGAGGCGUACUGCAGGGGCUGAAUUUGUAUAAUUUGUGAAUAAUCACUAGUUCUUUAGAUAACGACGUGUAAAUACCCGCUUGACUAUGUUCCCGAGUUGAUAUGUUGUACAUUAACGGAAAUCCAGGAGGCUUGAUUUUAAAUGAGCUGUUACGUCACGAUCUCAUGCAGAACAGUAGGGCCCAGCUAUUGUUCGAACCUGCCAGCCCCUCCAGCUUAGACUAAUGAACGCAAUAAUAAUUACGAUAAUGAAGAUAUUCAGAGAGCUUGAGAAUCGGAGGGCGUGACACCUGACUUGCCCUUCGCACUGUAUGUUAAACGGGAUCUCCUCAACCCUCACUGCUCCUGGCUGCCACUGAGUUUAAGAAUGCACCCGUUUUCUUCAGAACCCCCCCCCCCCCUUCUGCUAAACCUUUGGAGUGGCCGAGACAAACACUAACGGGCUUCCCUCCGCGUUCACGUCCCGUUGCAAGUUUGUCCUCUGCAGAGUUGUGAUGGACGUCGGCUGUCUGAAUAGGCGACCUUUGGCCAACUGUGACACGUCCACGUCAAAAACAGACACGUGAGCGUUGUUGUCAUGUUUAUACAGCGUGCUUCACUGGAGCUACAUCCUCUGGACAAGAACACCGGCCUCAUAUCGAGUCAUAUUGAACUGCCUUGUAAAUAUUGGUCUUUGUAUGCUUACUCCUUGUGAAUUAGAAAUGAAGAAAAAAAUGCCA